Messenger RNA from Eupeodes corollae, 2296 nucleotides. RefSeq names its product esterase B1-like. The transcript is spliced from 6 exons. The record is from RefSeq and is a predicted model, not a curated record. Bases 166 to 1878 code for a protein of 570 amino acids. Lineage: Eukaryota; Metazoa; Arthropoda; Insecta; Diptera; Syrphidae.
UUUAGUUCGCGUCGAGAUUUCGAUGAAUAAACAGAUAACGGUUUCUGUUGUAUGAAGACAGUGAUAUUACAAUUUUAUAUUUAGUAUUGAAUUUUUAUUUGUAUAUUUUAUUUCUAUGUUCAUCAAGUGUAUUGUUUGUAAAUUUCAUUAAAGUAAUACAUUUCAAUGUCAGCACUUAGUUUCCUAGAUAUGGUCAAACUGACCUUCAAGGUCAUAGGAUACAAAAUACAACAAAGUUCGCUAACAACACGUGAAACAAUUCAAGUUCUUACAACGAAAGGGCCAAUCAAGGGAGUUAAACGGGUCUCCGUUUAUGGAGUUCCAUAUUAUAGCUUUGAAAAUAUCCCAUUCGCUAAACCACCGUUGGAUGAUCUUCGAUUUAAGGCUCCGAUACCCCCAGACCCAUGGGUUGAAGUAAAAGACUGCACACAACCUUGUGAAAAACCACUACAAGAGAAUUUUGUUUUCACAAAAUACAAAGGCUCAGAGGAUUGCUUAUACCUCAAUGUGUUUUCGAAAAAUUUAAGCCCGGACAAGCUAUCACCUGUUAUGGUGUGGAUCUAUGGUGGUGGUUUUCAAAUUGGUGAAGCUUCCCGGGAUUUAUAUGGACCAGACUAUUUGAUGGACAAAGAUGUUGUUUAUGUAUCCAUUACCUAUAGAUUAGGGCCACUUGGUUUUCUUAGUCUUAACGAUCCAAAACUAAAUAUUCCUGGCAACGCUGGAUUGAAAGACCAAAUUUUGGGAUUACGCUGGGUGAAAGAAAAUAUUUCACGAUUUGGUGGAGAUCCCGAGAAUGUAACCCUUUUUGGAGAAAGCGCUGGAGGAACAUCAACUCAUCUUCUAAUGAUUUCUCCUCAAACCGAAGGACUCUUUCAUAAAGCCAUCGUUCAGUCUGGCAGUGCGCUGUGUCAUUGGGCUAUGCCACCGGCCAAUAACUGGCCAUAUCGAUUAGCGGUUGCAAUGGGUCUUACAGGAGCUGAUGCUGGUGAUGAUAAAGCUGUGUAUGAGUUCUUGUCAAAGGCAAAAGGUACUGAUAUUGUAUCAGCUGCCGUAAGGAUAACCAACAAGGAUGAAAAACGGAACCGCGUGUUGUUUGCUUUUGCUCCUACCAUUGAGCCAUAUGAAACAGAUGACUGCGUUAUUCCUAAAGAACCUUUGGAGUUAAUGAAGACUACUUGGAGCAACAAUAUUCCACUGAUGAUUGGUGGAAACUCUCAUGAAGGACUUCUUUUUCUUCCAGAGAUUCGCAGGAGACCAAUUACGCUCGAUGAAGUCGAAAAUUGUGAAUAUCUAGUCCCGAAUGAUCUUGGUCUGGACAGGAGUAGUGAAAAAUGCAAGCAGUUUGGCCUUCAAAUUAAAAAGACACACUUUGGCGAUGAAGAAUGCAGCUCAAAAACAUCCAUGCAAUACCUUGAUUUACUCUCAUAUAAAAUGUUCUGGCAUGGGAUAUCACGCACAGUUAUGUCUCGUUUGGAGUUCAGCAAAGCACCCACAUAUCUAUAUCGUUUUGAAUUCGACUCACCAUUUUUCAACCAGAUUCGUAACUUAAUAUGCGGCAAGGGACAUAAUGGUGCAUGUCAUGGCGAUGAUAUUUGCUAUCUCUUUUACAAUACAUUUUCGUGUAGAUUGUCAAAGGAUACCCCAGAGUACAGGACCAUUGAAAGGAUGAUUGGCAUUUGGACAAGUUUUGCCCAAAAUGGUAGUCCCAACUGUGAUGUCAUAAGUGAUGUUAACAUUCAACCUUUGGAUAAAAAUGAAACAAAUCUAAAGUGUUUCAAUAUAUCAAAUGAAGUGAAAAUUAUUGAUUUGCCUGAAAAUGAAAAGUUGAAAAUUUGGGAUAGUAUGUAUGAAAAAUCUCGAUUGUAUGGAAAAACAUAAGGUAAACAAAAUGCUACAUUCGAUAGUAAGAGGUUCAUCUACCUCUGAAUCAUCAGGAUGUUAUGUGGUGUUCAUCUACCUCGGAAUUUAGUUGUAAAAGAUAUAAAUUAACUUCGUGUCUAUAAUUGUGAUGGUGGGUUGUUCCUUGCAUAAAUUAAUUUGUAUUUCAGUACAACCUCCAACUAGAACUUAAAUAUAUAAUUUUAAAAUACCUAAAAAGGAUAUGGUCCAUUAAAGGUCCAGAGUCCUACACUGUAAGAAUAUAGAUGCAAUAACAAUUUUUGUUCAAAGAGUGAAAGCAGAUUCAUUUUUAUACCUAAAAGCUACUGGUGUAUGUUUAUUUUGCAAAAUAUGUAAAUUUGUAUUUUUAUAUAAACAUUUGUAGGGGAAAAAUAAGAAAUAUAAAAGAUUUUAAAAA